Melospiza melodia melodia is the source of this 2507-nucleotide messenger RNA. RefSeq names its product homer scaffold protein 3 (gene HOMER3). Gene Ontology annotation, cellular component: cytoplasm; postsynaptic density; dendrite. Gene Ontology annotation, biological process: G protein-coupled glutamate receptor signaling pathway; regulation of store-operated calcium entry. Bases 161 to 1222 code for a protein of 353 amino acids. Gene Ontology annotation, molecular function: G protein-coupled glutamate receptor binding. NCBI's taxonomy places the organism in Eukaryota, Metazoa, Chordata, Aves, Passeriformes, Passerellidae. The record is from RefSeq and is a predicted model, not a curated record. The transcript is spliced from 9 exons.
AGCAGCUGCAGCAGCUGCAACGCUUCAAAGUGAAAUUCCGGAGGAAAUUUAAAGAGCAUCCGGAUCCGGAGAAAGACAGAAAGAAAGAGGAAGGGGAGAAGGAGGAGGAAGAGGAGGAGGAGGAGGAGGAGGCGGCGGGAGCGGAGCGGUGCCGGCGGGGAUGGGGGAGCAGCCCAUCUUCAGCACCAGGGCCCACGUGUUCCAGAUCGACCCGGCCACCAAGAGGAACUGGAUCCCGGCCAGCAAACACGCCCUGACCGUCUCCUACUUCUACGAUGCCACCCGCAGCGUCUACAGGAUCAUCAGCGUGGGGGGCACCAAGGCCAUCAUCAACAGCACCAUCACCCCCAACAUGACGUUCACCAAGACCUCGCAGAAGUUCGGGCAGUGGGCUGACAGCAGGGCCAACACGGUGUACGGGCUGGGCUUCGCCUCCGAGCAGCACCUGAGCCAGUUUGCAGAGAAGUUCCAGGAGGUGAAGGAGGCAGCUCGUGUGGCCAGGGAGAAAUGCCAGGACAAAACUGAGCUCACCAACCCUGCCCUGAGCCUCCCUUCCCACCAGGUGCUGCCCAGCCCCAUCAUCAGCUCCAACGGGCCCGGGGAGGACAAGCUGUUCCGCAGCCAGAGCGCGGACGUGGAGAUCAGCACCGAGAAGGAGAGGCUGAAGAAGAUGCUCUCCGAGGGCUCGGUGAGCGAGGUGCAGUGGGAGGCCGAGUUCUUCAGCCUGCAGGACAACAACUCCAAGCUGGUGGCGGCGCUGCACGAGGCCAACGCCAGCGUGGAGCAGUGGAAGAAGGAGCUGGCGGCCUACCAGGAGGAGACGGAGGCGCUGCGCCAGCGGGUGGCAGAGCUGGAGGCUCAGGGCACCCCCGACUCCUCCAGUGACAACAACAAGGAGGAGCUGAGCCAGAGCCUGGAGGAGCUGGAGCUGCUGCUCAAGGCCAAGGAUGAGGAGAUCCAGCUGCUGAAGAGCCAGAGGUGCGGCCGCUGGGAGGCCGAGGGCGAGCGCGAGGAGACGCUGCAGAAGCUGCAGGAGCUGGAGGCCCGCAACGCGGAGCUGGAGCAGCGGCUGCAGCUGGCAGAGCAGAGCCUGGCAGAGAGCCUGGCACACAGGGACAGGGUGCACCACGAGGUCACCAAGGUGGCCGAGAUCAUGGAUGUGAAGAUCUUCGAGCUCAGCGAGCUCAGGCAGGGCCUGGCCAAGCUGGUGGAGAGCAACUGAGCAGGGCCGAGAGCCCUGGAGAGGGGCACCUCAGAUGGGGCUGGGCACCAACCACAGACCCUGAGGGCACUGAGAGAUCCUUGAGCACCACCGAGAGCUCCUGUGGGCACUGGGAGAUCUUGCAGACACCAAGGAAGAUCCUUUGGACACUGAGAGCUCCUGUGGGCACCACCCAGAGAUCCUGAGGGAAUCACCAAGAGCUCCUGUGGGCACUGAGAGAUCCUUUGGGCACCAAGAGAGAUCCUGUGGGCACCACUGAGAGCUCUUUUGGGCACCAAGAGCUCCUGUGGGCACUGGGAGAUCCUGCAGACAGCAAGGAAGAUCCUUUGGGCACUGAGAGCUCCUGUGGGCACCACCCAGAGCUCCCGUGGGCACCCAGCAGCCUCGGCCCUGUCCGGGCAGGAUUUGCCACCCACCAGCAGCUGCCCGGCCAGAGCGGGCACCAGGCUGGGCACUCACUGCCCAGGGAGCCGCCGAGCAGGGCACGGAGCUCCUGAACCCCCAAAUCCUCUCCAGGGAGCACCCAAAGUCCUCAAAUCCUCUCCAGGGAGAGCCUCAGCUCCCAGUUCUUCUUCAGGGAGCACAGGAACACCCAAACCUUCUCCAGGGAGCACCUGAGCCCCUGAACCUUUUUCAGGGAGCACCUGAAAUCCUCAAAUCCUCUCCAGGGAGCACCUGAAUGCCCAGACCUUCUCCAGGGGCAACCUGAGCCCCCAAAUCUUCUCCAGGGAGCUCCUGAACCCCCAGAUCCUCUCCAAGAAGCACCUGAAGUUCUCGAAUCCUCUCCACGGAGCACCUGAGCCCAGCCCAGGGGUGCCAGCUGUGCCCAGGGGUGCCAGCUGUGCCCAGGGGUGCCAGGCCCCACAGCUGCCCCCAGGUUUUUACAUUUUCUAAGGGCAGGGGCCGAGCCCUUUGGGGUUGAUUUUUCUGUCGUUUUUUAGGAACCGUUUGCCUUCGGCAGGUCCUGCCUGCUCCCCUGGCUGGGCACAGCCAGCACUGACUUCCUCCUCCUCCUCUUCCUCCUCCUCUUCCUCCACCCUGGGCGUUCCCAGCCCCUGCACAUCCCAGGGCAGCGGAGAUGGAGGAGAACUCUGGAAAAUUCUGCAUUUCCCCAGAGGAAAUUCUGUGGUUUCACAGCUCGGAUGAGCUGAGCACAGAGGAUUUCGGGACUGCUGGAAAUUUGGGGCUGAGCACGGGGAAUUUGGGACAAGGGACAUCCCUGAGGGCACCAAGCUGCUGGGUUGGCACCUGUGAGGUUAAUUGAAAUUAAAUGGAGCAAAUCUCA